GUCAUCGAAUCGAGCGAGUGGAGCGACAGCGAAACCAUCAAGCAAGGCAAGGAAGAGGAAAAACCGUAGCCAUCUUGUAAUACGUUUUCGUCGGCCUGGUUUGCACCGAUUUCGGAAGAUUUUCUUCGGUUCUUUUUCACUGCUCUCCCCCUUUGUGAAUUCUGGGUGCGUGUGUGCGUGAGUAUCGCAAGAGCCAAUAGGGGAAGAAGAAGUUAGCAAAGAAGCUGAAGCAGACGGACUUUUUCCUAUCGAGUGUGAAAUAGAAGCAGCGAGCUAGCAGGCAGGAGAUUUCCAAAUUUGCUGCAGAAAAGCGAAUUUUCGUCGGUUUUUACCAAGAAAAACACUCCCACAGAGCGGAGGUUACUCCACACCGCAGUACAGAUGGCGUUAAAAAGAAUUAACAAGGAACUACAAGACCUGGGGAGAGAUCCACCUGCACAAUGCAGUGCCGGACCAGUUGGAGAUGAUUUAUUUCACUGGCAGGCAACAAUUAUGGGACCGCCAGACAGCCCGUACCAAGGAGGUGUAUUUUUCUUAACCAUACAUUUCCCUACAGAUUAUCCAUUCAAACCACCUAAAGUGGCUUUUACAACACGCAUAUAUCACCCCAACAUAAACAGUAAUGGUUCGAUUUGCCUCGACAUUUUACGAUCUCAAUGGUCACCUGCAUUAACUAUAUCGAAAGUGUUGUUAUCAAUUUGCUCUCUGCUAUGUGAUCCCAAUCCAGACGACCCACUCGUACCAGAGAUCGCUAGAAUAUAUAAAACCGAUCGAGAAAAAUAUAAUGAACUUGCGCGGGAGUGGACAAGAAAGUAUGCUAUGUGAUGCGUUCCAGAAAAUAACCUAGAAAUCAACAAAAACAACCACAACCAGAGAACCAACAAUAACCACAACAAAAACAACAGAAAACAACAGCAACCAAUUGUAUCUGAAUUGCUACUCGUACUACUCCUUCUACUGUUGCUCCAACCUACGCCACUCAUCACUCGUAGGAUGAUUACUGAUGAUGAUGUCGAUAAUGCCGGAAAAGGAGGUGGCCAUGGCGAUAUUUUCGGUUGCAGCGACAGCAUUGUGACUCCCCAACUUUCUUCUACCAACACCUUGCAGAGUUUCCGCCACCGAUUCCUUUUCUCCGUUCGUCGUCCUUGUCGUACUCGUCUUCGUCGCCGUAAUUAUCGCCAGCAGUGGCUAGAUGGACGACCGCACCGAAGAGAUGAGCUACAGCAAAUACAACAAUAUGCAAACAAUACGUUUAACAUUAUUUAUUAAUGCAUACCAACAGAAAAAAAAACAAUGUCACGAUAAUCAGCUGGAUAACAAGGAAGCUAGAAAAAAGAUCAUGAUCUUAAAUCACUACUGCAGAAGGAAGCUGAAAACAACAACACAAGAACAGUAAAUAAAUCUAUUGAUUACUCUUAAAAAACCAUA
Ochlerotatus camptorhynchus is the source of this 1428-nucleotide messenger RNA. It is a transcript of the gene eff, whose product is annotated as ubiquitin-conjugating enzyme E2 eff. The record is from RefSeq and is a predicted model, not a curated record. The transcript has 6 exons. Gene Ontology annotation, biological process: protein polyubiquitination. Bases 382 to 825 code for a protein of 147 amino acids. Gene Ontology annotation, cellular component: nucleus. NCBI's taxonomy places the organism in Eukaryota, Metazoa, Arthropoda, Insecta, Diptera, Culicidae. Gene Ontology annotation, molecular function: ubiquitin conjugating enzyme activity.